AUGGAGGGCUUCCAGCAGGCAGCGGCGCCAGGAAGGCAAAAGUCACCCAGAGGGUCCUGUGGGGAGAAACGAAAGGAGAAGCUCCCUCGGUCCUGGAAGAACAUUGGUCUGGGCUUCGAGACCUCCACAGAGGCCGUCGAGGGCACGGAUAUUGACAGUGAAUGCCCCUGCACUGGCAAUGUCUGCAUCCAAGGCCGGAUCCUGUCUGGUGUGGUGACCAAGGUGAAGAUGCAGAGGACCAUUGUCAUCCACCACAACUAUCUCCACUACAUCUGCAGAUACAAUUGCUCUGAGAAGCACCUUAGGAACAAGUCUGUGCACCCAUCGCCCUGCUUCAGGGACGUCUAG
This is a messenger RNA of Heterocephalus glaber (naked mole-rat), 348 nucleotides long. Lineage: Eukaryota; Metazoa; Chordata; Mammalia; Rodentia; Bathyergidae. The record is from RefSeq and is a predicted model, not a curated record.